This is a messenger RNA of Mangifera indica (mango), 729 nucleotides long. RefSeq names its product photosynthetic NDH subunit of subcomplex B 3, chloroplastic. The transcript has 6 exons. NCBI's taxonomy places the organism in Eukaryota, Viridiplantae, Streptophyta, Magnoliopsida, Sapindales, Anacardiaceae. Gene Ontology annotation, molecular function: 2 iron, 2 sulfur cluster binding. The coding region runs from base 58 to 645 and encodes 195 amino acids. Gene Ontology annotation, cellular component: chloroplast thylakoid membrane. The record is from RefSeq and is a predicted model, not a curated record. Gene Ontology annotation, biological process: P450-containing electron transport chain.
UAGAAAGAAACUAUCUUAAUAAUUAUAGCACACAAUUGCAUCUUCAAAUAAUCUAAAAUGGAAAGUCUCCAACUUAAUACUUACAGAUUGCCUUCUCACUCUGUGCCUUGCAACCUCCAUUAUAAUUCCAACCACUGCAAAAACCUUAAAUUCUCCAGACAUUAUGGCUUCUCUAGAGGCAAAAUCAGAGCCACUGCAACCAUCCCAGAUAGUGACUCCCAGUCAAAUGCUAAUGAAGGACCUCCAGUAGUCAAUUUUGCAUUUGUUCAUUCUGUGUUACUCCCGGAUUGCACCCCAGAUGUGCAUUUUAGAACAGCCCGUGGAGGGCAGAAGCUUAGGAAUAUAAUGCUGGAUGGGAACAUUGAUUUGUAUGGACCAUACGCUAGACCUCUGCUGAAUUGUGGGGGAGGAGGAACCUGUUGUACUUGUAUGGUGGAGGUUAUUCAAGGAAAGGAGCUGCUAAGCCAAAAAACUGACAAAGAGAAGGAAAAGCUGAAGAGGCAACCAAAAAACUGGAGGUUGGCUUGCCAAACCACGGUUGGAACUCCUGAAUCUACUGGGCUGGUUGUCAUUCAGCAACUUCCUGAAUGGAAAGGACAUGAAUGGAAAUAUAAAAAAGUUUUCCCUCCAGAAUUGUCCGAGUAACAACUUUUGUGUAUUAUGUAUUAUAAAUCAUAAACAAUUGUUUCAAAUAUAAUACUAAAAUUGUGAGAACUUUUCUUAUACAAA